CUAUGAAGAAACAAUCGAGCAAACCUGUAUCUUCAGCAGGCUGCUUGUAUAUGGAUUGUAUCCAACAAGAUCGGCAUACAUCCAUCCCCGAUGUUGCGAUUGCCAUCUCUCGCUCGCAACUUUACACACCAGAAGGCUGAGUAUGAGAAUGAGACUUGUCAGGUCCCAGACCCUCCGCAGCCACCCGCCAGGCAAAAUGACAAAAAUUUCACGGCUCUUCUUUCGCUUGCUGAAUUCCGCGCUCACACCCUCUGCCAGCUCUUUCGCUCGAACCGCAACUCUCUGAACAUUGUACUUCACCCGAUGGAUGCCGAUCCCCGGCGACUCGGGGCACGAAAAUCUAGUGAUAAACCGGCACAACGAAGAACUUGGCCAUAUUCUCCUUUCGCCCCAUGCAAGACCCCACACUCCAGCUACUACAUCACUGUCCAUACUCUCAUCCUCGCAGUUGUCCAGCUCGACCGUUUCCUCAUUGGAAAACUCAAUUUCUGUGUUGUCAACCGCAUCAGAGUCCAUCAGGGGACCAUCGGGGCCAUGUUCAGCGAAGCUGCUACUUACUGACGAGGACACCGAGCACGAGCUACACGACUUGCUCCUCGGACCAUCGACACAAAUCGCAUCCUCCUCACAUUCAAGGUCUGAACAAGGAUACAAAGGCGACCGAUCAACCACGUUCUCUCGUGGACCUUGCCCGGGGCUCUCAAACCAAUGCCUCCUGGUCAGACCGUUCGGGCUGGUCGAUCCAUCAUGUUUCCC
This is a messenger RNA of Guillardia theta CCMP2712, 756 nucleotides long. RefSeq lists its product as hypothetical. Bases 91 to 561 code for a protein of 156 amino acids. The transcript has 2 exons. The record is from RefSeq and is a predicted model, not a curated record. Lineage: Eukaryota; Cryptophyceae; Pyrenomonadales; Geminigeraceae.